AUGGUGAAGCUGUUCAUUGGAAAUCUGCCCCGGGAGGCCACAGAGCAAGAGAUCCGCUCACUCUUCGAGCAGUACGGGAAGGUGCUAGAAUGUGACAUCAUUAAGAACUAUGGCUUUGUGCACAUAGAGGACAAGACGGCCGCUGAGGAUGCCAUACGCAACCUGCACCACUACAAGCUGCACGGAGUGAACAUCAAUGUGGAAGCCAGCAAAAAUAAGAGCAAAGCUUCAACCAAGUUACAUGUGGGCAACAUCAGCCCCACUUGUACCAACCAAGAGCUUCGGGCCAAGUUUGAGGAGUAUGGCCCAGUCAUCGAAUGUGACAUCGUGAAAGAUUAUGCCUUUGUACACAUGGAGCGGGCAGAGGAUGCCGUGGAGGCCAUCAGGGGCCUUGACAACACAGAGUUUCAAGGCAAACGAAUGCACGUGCAGUUGUCCACCAGCCGGCUUAGGACUGCGCCCGGGAUGGGAGACCAGAGCGGCUGCUAUCGGUGCGGGAAAGAGGGGCACUGGUCCAAAGAGUGCCCGGUAGACCGUUCGGGCCGCGUGGCUGACUUGACUGAGCAGUAUAAUGAGCAGUAUGGAGCAGUGCGCACGCCUUACACCAUGAGUUAUGGGGAUUCGUUGUAUUACAACAACACGUACGGAGCGCUCGAUGCCUACUACAAGCGCUGCCGUGCUGCCCGGUCCUAUGAGGCAGUGCAGCUGCAGCUGCGUCUGCAUAUAACUAUGCAGAGCAGACUCUGUCCCAGCUGCCACAAGUCCAGAACACAGCCAUGGCCAGUCACCUCACCUCCACCUCUCUCGAUCCCUACAAUAGACAUCUGUUGCCGCCUUCAGGAGCUGCUGCUGCUGCAGCAGCAGCUGCUGCUUGUACUGCAGCUUCUACUUCAUAUUACGGGCGGGAUCGGAGCCCCCUGCGUCGUGCUGCAGGCCCAGUCCCCACUGUUGGAGAGGGCUACGGUUACGGGCAUGACAGUGAGUUGUCCCAAGCUUCAGCAGCCAUGCGGAAUUCCCUGUACGACAUGGCCCGGUAUGAGCGGGAGCAGUAUGCGGAUCGGGCGCGGUACUCAGCCUUUUAAAGUUUGAGGUGGGAUGUGUGUGGGCUGAAAUUCCAAGCUGCGGUUGUGCAUGAGAAUACACCCUUCGUGGUACCCCAUCUCCGGGACGUUCUCGGCUCUGUGCGUUCAGUCCCUCAGGAACCAUGGACCUUAAUUUACUUUGUUAAGUUGAGACUUUGUUUUUUCUAUUCUCUUUGCUGCUCAGUUUUCUGUUCUCCUGUUUAUUCUUCUGUAGCUUCUUCCCAUUCAUGCUCUGUUCUCCCAGCAUGCCGCCUCUGCAGAAACUGGUGGUGGCUGUGCUCUCUCUUCCCUGCCUCCUGACUAUAGUGCGUAUUGGAUUUGGGGAUGACCUUACUGAGAAUCACUGCUCCAGGUUUUCUUUUUUUUUUUGGCCCAAAGGCUAGUCCUAGAGAUUUGGAUCCCUUUCCAGUGAAAUAAAUGGUUUUUCAAAUUAGGGUA
Messenger RNA from Cricetulus griseus (Chinese hamster), 1520 nucleotides. The record is from RefSeq and is a predicted model, not a curated record. NCBI's taxonomy places the organism in Eukaryota, Metazoa, Chordata, Mammalia, Rodentia, Cricetidae.